Anopheles funestus (African malaria mosquito) is the source of this 2079-nucleotide messenger RNA. RefSeq names its product stress-induced-phosphoprotein 1 (gene Stip1). Gene Ontology annotation, molecular function: Hsp90 protein binding. NCBI's taxonomy places the organism in Eukaryota, Metazoa, Arthropoda, Insecta, Diptera, Culicidae. The transcript has 2 exons. Bases 322 to 1299 code for a protein of 325 amino acids. The record is from RefSeq and is a predicted model, not a curated record.
CAUCGCGGAACGCUCGCACAGAGAAACAGAGAACGGAAGAUUCUCGAACAUUCGGAUGAGAAGAAAAAACAAACUUCGACUUAGCGAAGAAAAACGUGUCUCGACAUUACUGUGAGUUGUGUUUCCCGAACAAAGCGCCUGUGAAAUCAAUUAAACGCUAAAGAGUACAUCUGUUCGAGGGUAACCAUACAAUCGGCGUGUGUUUCGAAAGUAAGUGCUACAAUACUAUCACGUUUCAUUUCGAGCCGGGUGUUUCUAACCCCUUCGUACAACAUAACACUCGUUUAUCGCGGUUGAACACAGACAGGCUGUAUAGUGAAAAUGGCCACUCAAGAAGCCAAGCAGCUGGCACUAAAGGAAAAAGAUUUCGGCAAUGCGGCAUACAAAAAGAAGGACUUCGAAACGGCACUUCAGCACUACCGCACGGCUUUGACGCAUGAUCCGACGGACAUAACAUUCCACAACAAUAUUGCGGCAGUAUACUUCGAACAGAAGGAGUUCAAAAAAUGCAUCGAAGAGUGUGAAAAGGCUGUUGAGGUAGGUCGUGAAAACCGGGCGGACUAUAAGCUUAUCGCGAAGGCGUUUACCCGCACCGGCAACGCGUAUCGCAAGCUGGAAGACUACAAAUCCGCCAAGACGUACUUCGAGAAGUCACUCUCGGAGCACCGGACGCCCGAGGUGAAGUCGUUGCUUAGCGACACGGAGAAAAAGAUCAAGGAGAUGGAGAGACUAGCCUACAUCGAUCCGGCCAAGGCAGAAGAAGAGAAGGAGAAGGGCAACGAAUAUUUCAAGCAAGGUGACUACAGUACGGCCGUGAAGCACUACUCCGAAGCGAUCAAGCGCAAUCCGGACGAUGCGAAACUGUACAGCAAUCGGGCCGCCUGUUACACAAAGCUGGCCGCCUUCGAUCUGGGUCUAAAGGACUGUGAAACGUGCUGCCGACUGGACGAAACUUUCAUCAAAGGGUGGAUUCGCAAAGGCAAGAUUCUGCAGGUGAUGCAGAAAUCAUCCGAAGCGCUCACAGCAUACCAAAAAGCCUUAGAGAUCGAUCCGAACAAUGCGGAAGCGCUGGAAGGAUAUCGAGCGUGCACCAUGGCGGUACACGCAGAUCCGAAGGAAGUAUGGAAGAAGGCAAUGCACGAUCCAGAGGUGCAACAAAUUCUGAAAGAUCCGGCAAUGCGUGUGAUUCUAGAGCAAAUGCAAAACGAUCCAAAGGCAGUGCAAGAGCAUCUCAAGAAUCCUCAAGUAGCUUCCAAAAUUCAAAAACUACUCGAGUCCGGAAUCAUUCAAAUCUACUGAAGACGCUUCUCGAAUGUACGACAUCGGAAGGGCAAAGGCAACACAACACACCUGCAGCGUCUCUCGUCACUCUUCCACCGCCAGUCGAAAAUAUCCUUUGAGUUAAACUGAACAGAGAGAAGGAGAGAGUGAUAGCAAGUGGAAAAGAGAUAGAAAACGUAGUGGAUGAUCGUCAGAGCGAAUGAUCGAGAAUUUCCCGAAGGUGAAUUUAAAUCGUCGCAUCGCUUGCAAAGCUGCCCAUUUUUCUUUUCUUCUAAGCGUUGUCGCAAAAGCCAGCUCAAUUUGAUCUAAUUUAGUUUGUGCCCUUCUUGUUUUGAUUUCUGGAGCCCGAGGUUCAACCAUAUUUAACCACACAUUCUGGCCGUUAAAUUUGUACCGGUACAAGUGCAACGGAAUAUGUUAUGUUUUGGUUUUGUUUAGCCACCUAUUUCCUUAAUGGCACAGCAAUGCGGCACCAUUAACUACACAAACUCGAUUCAUACACUAUUAGCAACGCAUUCAGAAUUGCCUAAGAACAACGGUUAAUAAUCCGACUAAGCAUUAGGGUACGUCGUAAGCAUAUAUUACUAGUAGUGCCGUAGACAUUAAACAAAACAAACGUAGUAAGGCGCGUAUGCGGUGUGUGCGUGCGUGCUUGUGUGUGUGUGUGGUGACCCGGAAUUUGCGAAGUAAGCGAUUGAUGAUUAUCAAACGAAACUGAAAAUUGAAAAUAAAACAUUUCUGCAACUAAAUAACUUUAGCAGUAUGAUAUUAAAAAAGGUGUUUUUUUUCUUAGAAUAU